AUGUCGUCGUGCAGCCAGAAACAGCGAGCGCUAAGACCGCCACGCCGGCGGCAGUCCGCAAAUGCCUCGCCUACUCUAGCAAAAGCGAACAAACGAUAUCCGAACUGUAAACAGACGGACCAAGAAGACAAGGUGGAAGAAACCGUGGCUGGUCCACUGCGUCCACUUGGUCAAGAAGUCAUGGGCUGCGCAACGUCAUGAAUGCACUGAUUGGCACGAGCAAGAAUAUUUUUGUCAACAAAGACGAUCGAAGUCGAAAUCGCCCAACUCAAGCCAUAAACGGAAUCAUCGCGGUACUAAUUGGAUAAACCGCUGAGGAUGAAUAAAUGUGCUCGUUGAUCUUGCAUUGACUUGCGGGUUACUCAUGGCUACUCAGUUACGGCUGUAAAUUAUUUCUUUGACGCCUCUCGUGUAUCUCCUCACGUUCCAUCAUACUUGUAUUUUCGGUGUACUCGUUUUGUCCUAGUUACCAACACAGUUUCAUCAGCAUCUUGGUCCGAGUCUUUUCCGCUCAGCUAUCUAGUAUUCAAUCGAACAGCUUGCUUUUUCAACAAAUGGAUU
Molecule: messenger RNA, 561 nt
Organism: Cylicocyclus nassatus
Lineage: Eukaryota; Metazoa; Nematoda; Chromadorea; Rhabditida; Strongylidae
Source: the annotation of a GenBank genome assembly